Molecule: messenger RNA, 1012 nt
Organism: Paramecium sonneborni
Lineage: Eukaryota; Ciliophora; Oligohymenophorea; Peniculida; Parameciidae
Source: the annotation of a GenBank genome assembly
AUGAUUAAUAUCAAUUAUGAGAGAGCAAAUAAAUGGAUGAAAGCUUUAGGGUAUUUACCUUCUGACAAAAGCAAUUAUAAGCAACAUUUUGAUGAAAUGGAAUAAAAAUACAAUUAACUAAUAAAAGAUUUCACAAUGUCUAAUGAAAAACUAAUUGUAGAAUAAUUAAAAAAGUUUUCGUAAGAGAAUUAAACAUUAAGUAAUUAAGAAUAUGAAGAAGAAAAAGUAAAAAUCGUUUCAAAAUAUAUGAGCUUUGAAGUUUAUCAAUAAAAUGAGCAUUUUUAAAAAUUGAUUUAAAUAGAUUCUGAGUAAAUUAUUUUAACAAUUAAUAGUCGGAUUUUAACAAAUUUAAAAUUUUUAAAUAACCCUUAUUAUCAACAUAUAGAAUAAUUUUUUUAUGUAAAUAAUUUUGGUAUGUAAUUUGAUACAAAAGAGGAAUCUACUACAACAUAUUUAGAUGUAAUGAAGAGAAUUUUGUAUAUUUAUUGUAGAUUGCAUCCAAAUAUUGGAUAUAUUGUAAUAAAUGUUAAAAAUUAUUUUUUAGUCAGGAAUGAAUUAUCUCUUAGCUCCUAUAUUGAGAGUAAUAUAAAAAGAAGCAGAUUGUUUUUUUUGUUUUGAAAGAUUAAUGGAGAGAUAAUAAUAAUAUUUCUCAUAAUAUGAUAAUUAAAAAGCAAUAGCUGAAACUAUGAAAAGAUUUGAUGAAAUGAUAUAAAAGUAAGAACCAUAAUUGGAAUAGUAUAUGAAUGGAAUUGGAGUUAAUAUAUCAAUGUUUUUUGUUAGAUGGUUUAUAACUUUAUUCACUAGUGAUUUAGAUAUUGAUAUAGUUAUUUAAUUAUGGGAUAAUAUGUUAUGGAAAGAUUAUUAAGAAUAUUAAUUUGAAAUAAUAAUUGAAGUAUUAAGAAGAAUGAAGAAAAAGAUUUUAAAAUCAAAUUUUGAUUAAUUUGUUUAACUAAUAUAAGAAAAAAAUGAAAAUGGGGUGAAGAAAAUAAUAAAUUCAAUUUUGAAUAAAUGA